UUUCUACAAUAACUUCUCCAUUCCAGCACAUCUGGGAAAAUGCCCGUCAGUCUAGACAAUAUCAGUUUUUAUGAGCCGCCAAAGAAGUCCGCGCAGGCUCUUUCCUCUCACACAGAGGCUUCACGAAUCGUACUUCCUGUAACGUCCGAUUUUAUUCACAUAAUGUUUCCCAGGAACACAUCUAGCGGUCCCCGAGUCAAUAUUUCUGAGGCAGAGCAAGACCUCGCCAGGUCUUCGUCGUCACCAGAAGUUAUUGGGCAAGCCGGUACAUCGGGCCGGGUCAACUCCGAGCUGGAAGACAAGGGCGCAACCUCUGCGGGUUCAACAAUGGCAAAAUCUACAAAGAUUGAGCCACUGUUAGAACCUUCUACUAUCAAACCGAAUGAUGGAAAAGAGUUCCAUUCACUACAGACACAUGAAGGCGUUCACGAUCAUUCAACUAAAGGGACCUUCCAUGGUAGUGAGGCACCUUCUGGUUUACAUUCGACCCGCCCUCUUCAAGGGCGCCGAAUGCUGUCUUUCGCUAGCAGGACGUUCCCAUCCGAGGUCGAGAGUACCUCAACAAAGUUGCGAGAUCAAGUGUCUGCAUCGACUCGCGACGCAUCCGACCUUCCAGAUAUAAGUACCAGGUGUAUAGAUCGACCAACCACCAUACCCGACACAAUACCUACAGGUGCAAGUACCAACACCAUGCCACAUUCCUCUUCAACAUACUUUGAAGCCUCUAAUCUACUUGUUUCUCAGUCGCAAUCCCGGGAACCCUGUGGUGACGAGCAACACACAUCUGAGAGGCCAUCAAGUCCCGGCAACGUAACGUGCAAUGACACGCCAAUUCGGGCAGAGUCUUGCUUCGAGGACACGGUGUCACUCCCACUAUCUAGGGGACGGGCAACUUCAAUAGAAAUAGCCCCUGAGCUAGCUAGUCAGCGCACUAUUGGAGAUAGCUUGACUAGCAUGAACGCGUCCUUGCGGAAACACUCGCCAGUCCUACAUUGUGAGCCAAUCAGCCCUAAGAGAAUGUGUACCCGAGGCUCUCCGAGGGGCGGUUCCGUAGGCCUAAGAGAGCCAGGCAAUGAGCGGGUGGAUGAAGCACCUUAUGAGGACUUUGAAUUUGACCCAACCCCUUCGGCGGAUCAACAGGGUAAGAAGGAAUUCCGGGUUAGUGGGCAAAGAACGCAUUCCACUCUCGAUCCUUCGCAUGAUCGUUCAAUUCGCGGAACAAGUCACUGCAAAAUAGACCACGCAACAGUUACAAGUGCAAGACUCCCAACUUGUGCGGAAACCUCGAAUCGGUUUGAAGAAUGGUCACUCAGGGACGCAAUAUUGAAGCGAGUCACAGUGGGUGGAGCCUCUACAUUACAAGUCCAGUUUAGCUGGAACCCUGAUCCAGCAACCGACCAUUCCUGUGCUUGUUCCGGUGGGGAGGGAUUCCAACUUUCAAAGAGGGAUCUACAUGGUCCAAUCUUCACGGGUGUGUCUGAACCCAUGACUGGCGGCUCUCCCUCUCCAGAUUAUGAUUGUUUCAUCAUAGACCAAAAGGAGAUAGAUGGGGAAACCUACUUUUUGUGUCGUUGGGACCCCACUUACGAGCAUUCUAGUUUCGUCAGUGACGAAGCAGUUCGAAUCUGGAGGGAGACACAGAAACAGAAAACUCAGACAGUCAACAAAGGAAACACUGAGGAGAAGAAGGCUAACGGUGUUCGAAGGCGAGGACGACCGCGAAAGAACCCGCUGCCUAAGUGAUACUGCACGAAUCAGGAUAAGUCUGCACUCAUUUGAGCAGUUCAUCAUCCCCAAGAAGAACUAAGUCACAGGAAAUAGAUCACAGCCACUUUGGCACAUAAAAUAUUGUAGUUACAGCUGUUUACUAUAGACUUCAUCUUCUGCUCCAUCAUUCGUCGCUACCUGGGUACAUAUUGUCUGUCGAUACAUGGGGGGCUGUAUCUGCCAAGAAAAUACUGUGGCAGUACUGAGAUAUAGUGCAGAAAAUAAAUGUGAAGACAAGGGAUAGAUGAUGAGUUAUCUUUAAGGAAGUAAUUUGUCCC
Messenger RNA from Truncatella angustata, 2045 nucleotides. RefSeq lists its product as uncharacterized. The record is from RefSeq and is a predicted model, not a curated record. NCBI's taxonomy places the organism in Eukaryota, Fungi, Ascomycota, Sordariomycetes, Amphisphaeriales, Sporocadaceae. The coding region runs from base 40 to 1743 and encodes 567 amino acids. The transcript has a single exon.